UAAUAAUAGAAGCUAUAAAAAUGGGAUUUCAGCGAUAUAAAAAACGAUUUUUUAAAAACGCUGUUCAAACAUAUAAGAGCAUUGAUAUUUAUGCUAAAGAUUUGACUCUGACAUUUGAAGGAGAGGAUAAACAUACGACAUAUGUCGGAGCAACCCUGACAACAAUGAUUUUAAUUUUCAUGAUAAUUUAUGCAGGAUUUCAGUUGGAAACAAUGUUUAAAAGGAAGCAAACUACUGUCAAUUUGAAAAGUGUAUAUCAAGAUCUCACAAAAAAUUAUGAUAAUAUAUCUCUUUCAGACUAUGGCUUCGAUUUGGCUCUUCAGCUUUCAAGUGAUGGAAAUACCACAUAUGAUGAAAGUAUUUACAAAUUUAAAGUUCUGAAUAUUAAUUCAUACUGGCAAACCAAUUCAAAUGGAGUUGCUACAAGAAUCAGACAGGAAACAGAACUUCCUCUUCAUAUAUGUACUGACUACAAUGGAACAGAUGACGAUAUCAGCCGACUUGGCAUUAACAAAACCUAUUGGUGUCCACAGAAGAAAGACUACUCUAUUGGAGGUUCUUUCCAGGCACCAAAUUACAGGUACGUAGAAGUUCAAGUCUUCAAGUGCCAUUCAAAAAUAGGAACUGCAACUUGCGAUUCGGAUCAGACGAAAAUUGAUGAAUUUAUUAACAACGGGAGACUUAGUGUAGCCUAUAACAACUUUUAUUUUGACUCAGACGACUACGAUAGCCCUGUCAAAAGGUUCAUAGACGAUAAGUUAUGGGUAAAUCUCAUGGCUGAUAGAAUGAAAGAUUCAGACGUCUUUGUUAGGCAAAAUGAAAUCUCCCUCCAGGAUGGAUAUGUCCAGAUCACAGGGGAAGAGAAAAAAGAGUUCAUAAGUAUAUCAGGCGCAAGAGAAACUUUUGAUAAUAUAUGGAGCGACUGGCCAAAAGUAGCAGGCCUCUUCUUUAGAGUUGAUACUAUCAAAGAUUCAUAUGAAAGACAAGUUUACUCCAGUGGUGAUUUACUAGCCCAAGUUGGUGGCAUAUUCUCCUUCCUUAAGGUAAUUGGAGGAGUUCUUGUUUAUAUAUUCAGUGAACGUCUCCUAGUAGCUUCCCUUGCUGGUAAACUUUAUCAGGUAUAUGACAACAAACCAGAUGUUCAAGAGAAAGGUUACAAACCUCACAGCUUUGACAACGGAGACUCUAUUGUACAAAUAAAUCAUUCAUCCAACAAGAUUCAUGAUAUUUCAGCAGUUUCACUUGUAAAUGAAGAAGAUAAAUUGCUGAAAAAGAGAAACCCGGUCAGGAAUAUUUUUAAAAACGCUUUAUAUUGCCAAACAAAAACUGAUAUUAUUUCGAACAAACUAAAAGAUAAUAAGCGGCUUGACGAUGUUGAUAGGCUUAAGAUCAAAAAUCUAGUCACUUGUAGAAAGAGGUUCAACUAUAAUUCCUUCCAUGUCCUCCAGUACAUCAUCUGUUGUGUUGCUUGUCGCCAAAGGAGGAACAAGAAGAAAUGGAAACGUCACUUACUCUACAAAAAGGCUGAGGACAAAGUAUUUGAACAACUUGAUGUAGUAAACAUUCUCAAAUGGAUAGAACAACUGAAGCUUUUAACUAAAGUUCUUUUAAACAACAAACAAAAGUUCUGGCUCAAAUUCCAAAAAGAGCAUAUUCUUGAAAUAGAUAAUGACUCUGACUUUGAAAUAGAGAAGAAAUGGAAAGAAUUUGAGCAAGGAGACAGAGACUUCAUCAGAAGGUACGAGAAAAAGGAUCCUCAAGCUGUAGAGAGAAUGAACAAGAUGCUUCAAAACUUAGAGUAUGGCAACCGUUCAAAUUUUGACCAGAAGAUUCUCAUGGGGCUGUUUGAGGAGUAUGCAUCUAAUUCAGAUGAAGAAGAAAAUGUUAAUAGGGUGAUGAAUUCUGAUGAAGAGAGGAAGGAAUUCUAUAGCUUAUCUAUUAAUCCAGAGAGAAAGAAACAAUUCAACUCUAACAAAGAUAAUGAUGAUCAGUACGAUCUCUCAAAUCUUAAGAAUUUGUAUAACAAUCCCGAGGAGAGUUUACUAUAUAUCGGAGCUAGGAAGAAAUUCAAUAGUCAGGCAACUAUACAAGACCAAAAGCACAAGCAAAUUCGGAAGAAGACGAAGCUGAAAUCGAGUAUGUUGGAUCAAGUGACUGGGUCUAAGGGCGCCUUCAAGAGCAAGUCAUUUAAUAAGGGAAAUAAAGAGAAACCCAAUAAGAAAUAUUUAAAAAUUAAAAAUAAGCCUAGCCCAGUCGCAUCUCAGAAUGUAGAACCCAGCGACUCAGCAAGCUCAGACUCCGCUCCUAUAGAACCUCCAAAACCAGACCCAUACACGUUCACCAGCAUCGAACAAAAAAUGAAACUAAUCCGUGCUGCUGAAGUUCGACAAAUGGAAGAGGAAGAAGAAAAGGAAAAUGAAAGGAAGAAGCAAGAACGCAAACGGAAGAAAGAGGAACAGAAGAGGAAGGAGCAGGAGGAGAAGGAGAGGAAGGAAAAGGAGAGGAAAGAGAAGGAAGAGGAGGAAGAGGAGGGAAAGGAAAUGAAGAAGGAAGAGGAGGAAAAGGAAAUGAAGGAGAUAGAGGAGCUGGAAUUAAUGGAUGAGGCUGAAAAUUUGGAUAAGAAUAAGAUGAAUGAGGAUGAAGAGAAGGAGGUUGAGAGAUUGAUGAAGGAAGAGGGGGAUAAGAAUGAGGAAUUAAAGAAAGAUCAAUGGAUGGAAGAUGAUCAGAAAGAAGAUUCAAAUAGGGAUUUAAUUAAAGAAACUAUAGAAGCAAAUAAGAUGCUUCCGAGAAAGUUUGAUUCUCCUUAAUGAAAUCCCAUUUUCUAAAUAAAAAUGUAAAUAUUU
This is a messenger RNA of Moneuplotes crassus, 2843 nucleotides long. The record is from the annotation of a GenBank genome assembly. NCBI's taxonomy places the organism in Eukaryota, Ciliophora, Spirotrichea, Euplotida, Euplotidae.